This is a messenger RNA of Tetrapisispora phaffii CBS 4417, 2169 nucleotides long. RefSeq names its product putative AAA family ATPase YTA6 (gene YTA6). The transcript has a single exon. The coding region runs from base 1 to 2169 and encodes 722 amino acids. NCBI's taxonomy places the organism in Eukaryota, Fungi, Ascomycota, Saccharomycetes, Saccharomycetales, Saccharomycetaceae. The record is from RefSeq and is a predicted model, not a curated record. Gene Ontology annotation, molecular function: ATP hydrolysis activity; ATP binding.
AUGGUGAAUAGAACAUUAAUUAAGAAUUCUAAAUUCACAAUUCCUAACCAAUUUACAUUAACGCAGGCGUUAGAACUUUUGUAUAUUAUUAUAGAAAAACAAUAUGGGAAUCUAAAGAUAAGGUAUGCUAAGAUGGAAGAAGGAAUUGAUGUGUCUGUCGAUGAUGUAACGAAACUAUACAAGGCAACAACCUCACUUCUGGAUGAUUUAUAUGUAAGUUUAUUUGUUAUCGAGGACUGUUUCAAGUGCGACAAUUUGUUAAACAGAGAAACAUGGGCAAAUACAGAAGUUUCUCAUAUAAUAGAUGAUUUUUUUAUUCUAAAUGAGGAUAUAAGGGUCGCAAGAUUGAAUAGUAAAGCUUUCCUUCUCGAACAUAGGAAUCGAUAUAAUUUUCUACAAAAAUUUAAUGCGUUGGGUAUAAAUAAAUCGAAUUUCAAAAAGGACGACGAAGAAGAAGAAUACAUCUUUAGGGAAGCUCGGGAGAUAAGGAGAUAUAGAGAGAUUAAGCAAACCAAUGAAAUAAAAAAUGAAAGAGAGAAACAAGUUUUAUUGGAAAAAACAAUAGAACUAAGGUUAAGGAAUGAGUUACAGAAAGAAUUUGAAAAAAAAUUAGAAACUGAGAGGAAAAAAUUGAUUAAUAAGUAUGCUAGUUUAAGUAAAGCUAUGGAACCUAUAAAACCAAAAUCAACUGUAAAAAAUAGUAAAGGAUCAGGGUCUCUUCCUCCUCCUCCUCCUCCUCCGAGUGCUAAUAUGGAUAGAGCUUCUAAUGUAAAAUUAACUAGACGAUCUUUAGAGGUUUCCAAAGCUCUUAAUGAUCAAACAAAUAACAUCAAUUCACAGAGGACUUCUUUCGAUAUUCACGACAUUGGUCGUGCUGCCAAUUUGGCCUGGACUUCAAAUUCGGGUGUCGAGAGAUCAAAUAUAAAUAAAUCUAAAAAUACAUCACUUCCGAGAAGAACACGAUCCAGUGAAGCAAUAAAGAGUAACUAUGAAGCAAUCAAGGUAGGAAUUCAAGGAAAAUCCAUAAGCUCACAGAAUAAAGUGGCUACUAAAACGAAACAAGAGAAUCUAAUUUCAGAAACAAGAAAAAUAAGUAAACAAAGUGUAAAACCAAAAACGAAAGGUAAUCCAAGUAAGUUAAUAAGUGAUAACAAGACGAAUGGAAACGUUGCUAUGACUGGAGGAAAAGAGGAUACAACAAAAUCUUUAUUAGAAAUCAGAAUAGCGCAAGUAAUGAAAUCACUUGUUGGUGUUGAUAAAGGAGCCUGCGAAUUGAUUUUAAAUAAUAUACUGGUUCAAAAUGAUGUGGUUCAUUGGGAUGAUAUAGCUGGCUUAAACUCCACAAAAGAAGCAUUAAAGGAGGCAGUUGAAUAUCCAUUUUUAAGACCUGAUUUAUUUAUGGGUCUUAGAGAACCAAUAAGUGGAUUAUUAUUAUUUGGUCCACCUGGGACAGGCAAAACUAUGGUAGCGAAGGCAGUUGCAACUGAAUCAAAUUCAACAUUUUUUAGCAUAAGUGCAUCGUCAUUAUUAUCGAAGUAUCUUGGAGAGUCUGAGAAGUUAAUAAAAGCUUUGUUUUAUUUAGCCAAGAAAUUAGCACCAUCGAUUAUAUUUAUUGAUGAAAUAGAUUCCCUGCUGACAUCAAGGUCUGCGAAUGAAAAUGAAUCUUCCAGACGUAUUAAAACAGAAUUAUUAAUUAAAUGGUCCUCGAUAUCGAAUGCAACGACAAAGGAAGUUGAUGAUGAAAGUGAAGAUAACCGUGUUUUAGUUUUGGGAGCAACAAAUUUACCUUGGGAGAUUGAUGAAGCAGCUCGGAGAAGAUUUACAAGAAGAUUAUAUAUUCCUUUACCUGGGUUAGAGACGAGAUUAUAUCACCUUAAAAAGUUACUACAGCAUCAGAAACAUCAUAUUACGGAUGAACAAUUUCUUAAAAUUGCGGAGUAUCUGGAUGGAUACUCCGGGUCAGACAUAACAGCUUUAGCUAAAGAGUCUGCAAUGGGGCCUAUUAGAGAGCUCGAAGGCAAUCUAUUAGAUGUAAAUGUUACAUCGAUUAGAGGAGUUACAGAAGAAGACUUUUUGAAUGCUUUGAAUAUUAUAAAAAAAAGUGUUUCCAGUAAAUCUCUUGAUGAUUACGAAAGGUGGUCCUCAAGUUUUGGUAGUUCUGGUGACUAA